CCUCCCCUCCUUCUCCCCCCUCCUCCUCCCCCUCUGCUUCGCUGCUUCCCUCCCUCUCCCCCUCAGGGCCGGGAAGCUCAGUCUCCAGUCCAGGAUCGCAGGGAGCCGCCCAGUUUCCCGGGACUCGCUGGGAGGCGGCGGCAGAGUAGCAGGUGCAUCUGCCCCUAGAGCCAGGACCCAGCCAUGGCGAACGAGGCUCAGCCCUGCCCCUGUGACAUCGGCCACCGCCUGGAGUAUGGGGGCCUGGGGUGCGAGGUGCAGGUGGAGCACUUCGGUGCCUACCUCAGCCGGCCCCCUGCGCCCACCGACAGAGCCGUCAUUGUGGUCCAGGACAUAUUUGGCUGGCGUCUGCCCAACACACGCUACAUGGUUGACAUGAUCGCAGGCAACGGAUACACAACCAUCCUUCCAGACUUCUUUGUGGGCCAGGAGCCGUGGGACCCUGCUGGGGACUGGGCCACCUUCCCAGAGUGGUUGAAAACAAGAAACCCCAGGAACAUUGAUAAAGAGAUCUCGGCGGUGCUGCGGUAUCUCAAGCAGCAGUGUGGGGCCAGGCGAGUGGGCGUGGUGGGCUUCUGCUGGGGCGGCGUGGUCGCCCACCACCUCAUGAUCAGCUGCCCCGAGCUCCGCGCAGGGGUGUCCGUCUACGGCAUCGUCAAGGACUCUGAGGAUGUCGCCAGCUUGCAGGGCCCCACGCUCUUCAUCUUUGCUGAGAACGAUGCUGUGAUCCCUCUGUCACAGGUCUCGGCACUGACGCAGAAGCUGCAGGAGCACUGCCAGGUGGAGUACCAGGUGAAGACGUUUGCGGGCCAGACCCAUGGCUUCGUGCACCGCAAGCAGGAGGACUGUGCCUCCGAGGACAGGCCCUAUGUGGAUGAGGCCCGCAGGAACCUGCUGGAGUGGCUGAGCAGGCACGUCUGAUGGCAGAGGCCAGAGGCGUGCUGGCAGUGGCUUGCUUUCCAGAAAGGCAGGUUUGAACCCAGGAGGCCCAAGGGCCCUGCUUGCCUGUCCCACAGAUCUGGGGGAUUCCUGUGCUGUGAGCCCAGUCGGCGUUGCUUGUGCGCAUAAAUAAAACAGAUGCAAACAGA
This is a messenger RNA of Erinaceus europaeus (western European hedgehog), 1088 nucleotides long. RefSeq names its product carboxymethylenebutenolidase homolog (gene CMBL). Gene Ontology annotation, molecular function: hydrolase activity. The transcript is spliced from 6 exons. Bases 184 to 921 code for a protein of 245 amino acids. NCBI's taxonomy places the organism in Eukaryota, Metazoa, Chordata, Mammalia, Eulipotyphla, Erinaceidae. The record is from RefSeq and is a predicted model, not a curated record.